This is a messenger RNA of Puccinia graminis f. sp. tritici CRL 75-36-700-3, 225 nucleotides long. RefSeq lists its product as uncharacterized. The transcript is spliced from 2 exons. The record is from RefSeq and is a predicted model, not a curated record. The coding region runs from base 1 to 225 and encodes 74 amino acids. NCBI's taxonomy places the organism in Eukaryota, Fungi, Basidiomycota, Pucciniomycetes, Pucciniales, Pucciniaceae.
AUGCAAUUGUCUACCCUCGCUAUCCUUGCUGCGGCUUACGGGAUGGUAGCUGUAAAAGAGACUCCUGUCGUGUCUAACUUAACAACAAGUCCCUUGAUUGGAGGGCCUGUACCAGGCUGGCGCAAGCUCCCCUCGCAAAGCGAGCCUCCGAAGAAGGGACUUGCACAUAAUGUCGGGGUGGUGGCUUGGAAGCGGGGGGUGGGAAAUGGCCACCGUCGCCUCUAA